Molecule: messenger RNA, 1568 nt
Organism: Manihot esculenta (cassava)
Lineage: Eukaryota; Viridiplantae; Streptophyta; Magnoliopsida; Malpighiales; Euphorbiaceae
Product: phosphoserine aminotransferase 2, chloroplastic
Exons: 1
Coding region: 123-1400 (425 amino acids)
Biological process (GO): L-serine biosynthetic process
Cellular component (GO): cytoplasm; chloroplast stroma
Molecular function (GO): pyridoxal phosphate binding; O-phospho-L-serine:2-oxoglutarate transaminase activity
Source: RefSeq, a predicted model, not a curated record
UAUUUAUAUCCCUCCCGAAGAUUCCGUUCUUCUUGCACCUGAGCUACAGAACACAAGCUCUUCCUCUACUUAAAAGGCAACUCUCUGUUUCUCUUCUUCUUCUUCUGAAAAUCUUAACAGCCAUGGCAUCAAAACUCGCCUCCUCCCCAAACUCUCUCCUUCUCCAAAAUCCUAUUCGCCAAAACCUGCCCCUCAAACCCGAUUCCUCCGCCGCCAACUUUGCUAAUUUCGCCACCCAAAACAAGCCCAUUUCUAUCAGAUGUUCAGCCACAUCAACAGCUCCAGUCUCCUCAAUCCCUGCAACCCAAGAUCCCGAAGGCCGUGUCUUCAAUUUCGCCGCCGGUCCUGCCAUCUUACCUGCCAACGUCCUCAAGAAAGCCCAGGCGGAGCUCUACAACUGGCGCGGAUCUGGCAUGAGUGUUAUGGAGAUGAGCCAUAGAGGGAAAGAAUUUCUCUCUAUUAUUCAGAAGGCCGAGGCUGAUCUCCGUGCUCUGUUGAACAUCCCAGAAGAUUUCGCCGUACUAUUUCUCCAGGGCGGCGCAACCACGCAGUUCGCCAUGAUCCCGUUGAAUCUGUGCAAGCCCGAUGACCAGGUUGACUACGUGGUCACUGGGUCGUGGGGGGAUAAGGCUUUCAAGGAGGCACAAAAGUUUUGCAAGCCCAAGGUGAUUUGGUCCGGAAAAUCUGAAAAUUAUACAAAAAUUCCAUCUUUUGAUGGUUUAGAGCAAAGCCCAUAUGCUAAAUAUUUGCAUAUUUGCGCUAACGAGACCAUUCAUGGAGUGGAAUUCAAGGAUUACCCAACUCCCAAAAAUGGGAUUUUGGUGGCUGACAUGUCUUCAAAUUUCUGUUCAAAGCCAGUAGACGUUUCCAAGUUUGGUUUGAUCUACGCUGGUGCCCAGAAGAAUGUAGGGCCAUCAGGGGUUACAAUCGUGAUAAUCAAGAAAGAUCUGAUUGGAAAUGCUCAAGAGAUCACUCCUGUGAUGCUGGACUACAAGAUCCAUGCAGAUAACAAUUCACUCUAUAACACCCCUCCUUGUUAUGGCAUUUACACGUGUGGUUUGGUCUUUGAGGAUCUUCUGGCACAGGGAGGAUUAUCAGAGGUUGAAAAGAAGAACACGAAGAAAGCAGAACUGCUUUACCAUGCCAUUGACGAGAGCAAUGGGUUCUAUAGUUGCCCAGUUGAAAAAUCUGUGAGGUCAUUGAUGAAUGUGCCAUUUACACUGGAGAAGUCUGACUUGGAAGCUGAGUUCAUCAAAGAAGCUGCUAAGGAGCAGAUGGUUCAGCUCAAAGGGCAUAGAUCAGUGGGAGGAAUGCGUGCUAGCAUUUACAAUGCAAUGCCGCUGGCUGGAGUUGAAAAGUUGGUUGCUUUCAUGAAAGAUUUUCAGGCAAGGCAUACUUGAAUAAGUGAUUGAUUUGAGAAUCCAAUUCUCAUUCUGAGUUUUGGUGGCUUGGGUGCAAAGGCCUCUUGAUCUUAUGAAUGAUAAUAUUGUUAGUGAUACAUUAAAGUUUUGGAUUUCUGUUGUUUCUUCUUGGUUUGAUUUAAUGCAGUAUUAAAAUUGGUAUCUUUA